UAUAAACAUAAAUAAGAGAUACGCGCGGAUGCUAUACGCUUAACCAAGUCUAAAACCGACGGCUGCUUAUCUUUGUGAGAGGUGCCUAUAAGAUCUGUUCUAAUGUCAGCAUCGCUUAUACAUAAAAUGGACGAAUCAAGGAUAUCGCAGUACAAGAGCAGUGACUCAGGUUUUGCAGUUGUGGACGUCGGGUUGACUGGAGUGAACGUAAGAUGGCAGCCUGUUUUGCAGUGGUAUAUCGGCAUGACGUUCGUGGUCUUCGUCAGCCUUGCAGCACUUAUAUGGCUGUACAAGUACGCGCGUAUCUGGUAUGCAUUACAUCACUUGCCUGGUCCACAAGAUUGGUUUCCACCAGGGUAUUUGCUAAUGGAAUAUGCGCAAAAGGCGGCAAAUACGCACUAUACGGAUUUUAGCUAUGAGUUCAGCAAUGCGAUUCGUUCACUGGCUAAAACAUAUGAUUCGGAGGGCCUAUUCAGGAUAUACCUCGGCCUACAGCCAAGUGUGGUCGUCUACCGAGCUGAAUUUGCCGAAAAGAUACUCUCGGAUCCCCAGAACAUCGGGAAGCACUCCAGCUACCGCUUCCUUUAUCCUUGGCUUGGCUUGUCACUCCUUACCAGCACAGGGAAUGAGUGGAGACAACGCAGGAAGUUGCUAACGCCGGCAUUCCACUUUAAAACAUUGGAUAAUUAUGUACCGACCAUUAAUGCACGCUGCGCCGAGUUUGUUGACUACCUAAACGCGCUUCCACAAAAAGAAGACAUCCGUUUGUUCUACGAAAUAUCAAAACUGACGCUUGACUGCGUAGGAGACACGACAAUGGGGUUUAAGAUGGAGUCAUUAAAACGAAAAAGUACCUACAGCUACGCCUUAGCCAUGUUUCAGUACCUGGUUAUAGCUCGCACGCUACGCCCGUGGGUUUGGCCGAAUUGGAUCUACGAAAUGUUGGACGAAGGUCGAGCGGCGCGACGCUGUUGUGAGGUCCUUCAUCAUUGGUCCCGAACAAUCAUACGCGCACGACGCGAUUACCUAGUGAACCUUAGUGAGAACACCAAAGAGAUUGGCAAGUACGAUCCAAAUGCACGAGCGACUCCCCUGUUGUUGAAUGACGUGGAUGAAGAUGAUGUACAAUCGAAGCUUCCAAAAACGGGAACCUCUUUCUUGGACACGUUAUUAGCGAUGCAUCUCCGCGAUCCUAAGCUUACACUCGAACAUAUUCGAGAGGAGGUCGAUACGGUUCUGUUCGCGGGGCAAGAUACAACUGCGACUACGGUGGCCUUCACCCUCUACUUGCUGGGUUUGCAUAAAGAGAGCGAACAGCGUGUUUUAGAUGAAAUAGAUGAUGUAUUUGGGGAUGAUUUCACCAGAGAUAUAACACAAGAAGAUUUAAGGAAGCUAAAGUAUCUCGACGCUUGCGCUAAAGAAGCCAUGCGCCUAUUUCCUCCAAUACCAAUAAUAGGGCGUCGACUGGAGACAGACAUGAAGAUGGGUGACUACGUUAUUCCACGUGGUGUCGAGCUGAUUACACUCGUAUCCCAACUUCAUCGAGACCCUGAGUAUUUUCCUGACCCGGAGCGAUUCUGCCCUGAUCGUUUUUUUGGCGGUCGGAGGCCCGACAGCCCUUUCGCUUACAUCCCGUUUUCUGCUGGACCACGUAACUGUAUCGGUCAAAAGGUGGCACUGCUCGAAAUGAAAAUAAUUCUGGCUCAUUUCCUUCGCCAUUACCGCGUGGAACCUAGUUGGCCUAUCCACAAACUGAAAAUCUGCUUCGAGGUAGUUACUCGGGCAAAAGGAGGCCUCCGUGUCAGGCUUGUACCACGUCGGCCGCAGUAACAAAUGCUUGCCGCAGAUAGUUAAAGAACAAAUAGUAGAAAUUAGUGGACGAAUCCAGAUAGGUUUAUAUCUGUUGCUAUAUAGGUUAACGAUUCAGCCAAAUGCGUUUCCGAUACAGUACCAAAGAGCUACGCUCUUUUUUACUUUACUUAAAGACGCUACUAUUUUUACUCUACUUUAAGGUGUUACUAUUUUACUACAGUUAAAUAAAUAAAUAAAUUAAUGUUAUUUUUUCAUAUUA
Varroa destructor (honeybee mite) is the source of this 2071-nucleotide messenger RNA. RefSeq names its product cytochrome P450 4c3-like. Lineage: Eukaryota; Metazoa; Arthropoda; Arachnida; Mesostigmata; Varroidae. Gene Ontology annotation, molecular function: heme binding; oxidoreductase activity, acting on paired donors, with incorporation or reduction of molecular oxygen; iron ion binding. The record is from RefSeq and is a predicted model, not a curated record.